CUGCGGAGGCAGUAUUUAGGGCGCAGCGCCCGGGCCGCCGCGCACUCCCGCCGGGACGGAGCUCUGCGCCGCCGCCCUCCCGUUCCCGCCCGGCCCCUUCCCUCCCUCCCGCAGUCGGCCUCCGCCCCGUCUCCCUCCUUCCCUCCCCGCCCGCGCCUUCCUCGCCUCCGCCAUUUUGUGGCCGAGCGCUGCCUACCGAGGACCGGCGCCGCGGCGGAGCCUCCCGCCUCCCUCCCCCGCCCUCUCGCGCUCCCGCUCCCAGCGGCGCCUCGCCCCGGCCCGGGCCGCGCAGCCAUGUCCUCCAGCGCCAGCCCCGAGUACGCCUCCUUCUUCGCCGUGAUGGGCGCCUCGGCCGCCAUGGUCUUCAGCGGUGAGCACCCGGGGGUGUCGGGGCCUGGAGCCGACGGGGAGGCGGGAAGCGGGGGGAGCGCGGUCUGGCUCGCCGCCGCAGCACCGGCAGGAGCCUUGGGAGCUGCAUAUGGAACAGCAAAGAGUGGCACGGGUAUUGCAGCCAUGUCUGUCAUGAGGCCUGAGCUCAUCAUGAAGUCAAUCAUCCCUGUUGUCAUGGCGGGUAUUAUAGCUAUCUAUGGCCUCGUAGUGGCAGUCCUCAUUGCCAAUGCCCUCUCACCUUCUAUCACGCUAUUCAAGAGCUUUCUUCAGCUGGGUGCUGGCUUGAGUGUGGGCCUCAGUGGUCUGGCUGCUGGCUUUGCCAUCGGCAUCGUGGGUGAUGCAGGUGUACGGGGAACAGCACAGCAGCCCAGGUUAUUUGUGGGCAUGAUCCUGAUUUUGAUCUUUGCUGAAGUCUUGGGUCUCUACGGCCUCAUUGUUGCCCUUAUCCUCUCCACAAAGUAAACAUUGCGGUAUGAUGUAAAGAGAUGUAACAAAUCCACGUUUAAAAAAAAAAAAGCUCCAGAAUGAAAAUGGUCUCUCCAAUGUGUACAGUUGUCCCAAUUUGGUAGUUGAUCUCUUGUAAAUGCGCAAUGUAUGUUAGUGACUUGUCUGUCCUGUGUGUACUUCAAUAUUAAAUUGGAUGGGCUGCUCCAAGCCUGCUGCAUGGCUUGGGGUGGCCUGUGUGCAAUUUUCCACCCAUUGCUGUUAGUACUUUAUGUAUAAAUAUGAACUAGAAAUGUAAUUUUUUCUCUUCACUGGAUGUUUAUUUAUAAAAGACUUGACAUGUUCAUACAUCUAUGGAGCAAGGAUUUUCAAUUUCCCAUGCUAUAUAUAUUAAUCUUAUAUAUAGGUAGAUUACACUGUGGGGUCAAUUGUAAGUGCAGAGAAUUCCUUGGAUGUAACUAUGAUUCUAAAGAUUGCUGUAGUGUCCUGGUAUUGGAGUAUGAGAAUUUUGUGUUUUAUUACAGCAAUUGUCCGAAACACUCCUGUGUUUCAGUAGUAACCGCGUAUGCUCCGGCAUCAGAGUUGUGCACCCAGUGUUGGGUUACAAACUUAUACCAUGUUUCCAAAUAAAACUUCCUCACUACAUUGC
Molecule: messenger RNA, 1483 nt
Organism: Chroicocephalus ridibundus (black-headed gull)
Lineage: Eukaryota; Metazoa; Chordata; Aves; Charadriiformes; Laridae
Gene: ATP6V0C
Product: ATPase H+ transporting V0 subunit c
Exons: 3
Coding region: 295-852 (185 amino acids)
Biological process (GO): proton transmembrane transport
Cellular component (GO): proton-transporting V-type ATPase, V0 domain; membrane
Molecular function (GO): proton-transporting ATPase activity, rotational mechanism
Source: RefSeq, a predicted model, not a curated record